AUGGAAGGUCGAUUUGGUGCCAAAGAGCUGACGGAAACCAGUAGAGUGAAGUUCCAGCAGGCAAUGCAGAAUGCAGAAGAGUCCCUGGAGGAUUGGGCUGAUAGGGUGUUGACCUUGGCAACUCCUGCUUUCCGAAACCUGCCAGAAAAGCACUGCAUGCAGGAGGCAAUUUCUAAGUUUUGCCAGGGAUGUGUCGACAGGGAGGCAGGAAAACAUGCUUGCUUUGAGCGUCUCAGUGCGAUGCAGGAGGCAGUGGACUUAGUAAGGCAUCAUCAAUAUGUCACACAAGCUGUAGAUGGCAACCGAAAAUCAAAGUACGCUGUGAAUGCUGUGUCGGGUGAGGAUGACAGGUUGACGCGCCUGGAAAAGAUGGUUGAGCGGUUAACCUCAACCGUACAGUCCUUUUUACAGCGGAGGACAUUUUCACAGCCACGUUCACCAGGGUCGCCCCUUUUGUGCUCAAGAUGUGGCGAGGAAGGCCAUUUCAAUAGGGAUUGUACCAAGCCUCAAAAAACUACCACAAAGAACUUGGGAAAAUCCGGAGAUGGCAGGAGUCCUAUAUACUCCAACGGGCAGAUGGCAUCGGCCAAUCCAGACCGCCCAAAGAAGUAA
This is a messenger RNA of Dreissena polymorpha, 612 nucleotides long. RefSeq lists its product as uncharacterized. The coding region runs from base 1 to 612 and encodes 203 amino acids. The record is from RefSeq and is a predicted model, not a curated record. Lineage: Eukaryota; Metazoa; Mollusca; Bivalvia; Myida; Dreissenidae. Gene Ontology annotation, molecular function: nucleic acid binding; zinc ion binding. The transcript has a single exon.